AUGGCGCGCACCAAGCAGACCGCUCGUAAAUCCACCGGUGGAAAGGCUCCCCGCAAGCAGCUCGCGACCAAGGCCGCCCGCAAGCAGCCCACUACCGGUGGUGUCAAGAAGCCCCACAGGUACAGGCCCGGUACCGUCGCUCUCCGUGAGAUCAGGCGAUACCAGAAGUCGACCGAGCUCCUGAUCAGGAAGCUCCCCUUCCAGCGUCUCGUCCGUGAGAUUGCCCAGGACUUCAAGACCGACCUUCGGUUCCAGUCCUCCGCCGUCAUGGCUCUCCAGGAGGCUUCCGAGGCCUACCUCGUCUCCCUCUUCGAGGACACCAACCUUGCCGCCAUCCACGCCAAGCGUGUCACCAUCCAGCCCAAGGACCUCCAGCUCGCCCGUCGUCUCCGCGGCGAGCGAUCGUAG
Dioszegia hungarica is the source of this 408-nucleotide messenger RNA. Its product is annotated as histone H3. The record is from RefSeq and is a predicted model, not a curated record. Gene Ontology annotation, cellular component: nucleosome. Gene Ontology annotation, molecular function: DNA binding; protein heterodimerization activity; structural constituent of chromatin. The transcript is spliced from 4 exons. Lineage: Eukaryota; Fungi; Basidiomycota; Tremellomycetes; Tremellales; Bulleribasidiaceae. Bases 1 to 408 code for a protein of 135 amino acids.